GUCAACUUCUUCCUUCUCUAGCAGUUGUUUCAUCAGCCACGAGUGUCUGUAUUCAGCCGACAGGAGAGUUUCUCUGAAGAGUUUCAGAAAGAUGGGAGACUCUGUAAACGAGUACACAACCCGACUGCAACAGCAGGAGCAGGAGAUCAAGAGUCUAUCUGCAGAGGUUGAGGGUCUAAAAAAACCACAGAACCUGAGUCCAUCUCCCCGCCUGGAACAGCUGCGGGAUGAAAACGCCAAACUGAAGUACCGCCUGAACGUCCUGAAGAGGAGCCUGCAGGAGGAGAGGACGGUUCACUGCACUAAAUCCAUGACCAACAUCCUCCACCGGCUGGAGGAGAUCUUCUGCGAGGCCAUCCGUGCUGCGUACCCCGAGCUGGAAGACCCCCCCCUGUCCGUGGCCUCCAGCCAGCAGCCCAGGUUUGGAGAGUACCAGUGCAACAGCGCCAUGGCCAUCGCCCAGAUUCUGAAGGCAAAGGGAGUGAAGACAAACCCCAGGGAAAUUGCACAAAAGAUCGUCCAGAACCUUUCCGACAACGAAGUCAUCCUCAAAACUGAGAUCGCCGGACCAGGGUUCAUCAACGUCUAUCUGAAGAGGCCGUUUGUGUCCAAACUGAUGAGCAACCUGCUGAUCAACGGCGUGCAGCCCCCCCCACUGUCCAAGAAGAGGGUGGUGGUGGAUUUCUCCUCUCCAAACAUCGCCAAAGAGAUGCACGUGGGCCACCUGCGCUCCACCAUCAUCGGAGAAAGCAUGAGUCGGCUGUUUGAGUUUCUGGGCUACGAUGUUCUCAGGCUGAACCAUGUGGGAGACUGGGGGACUCAGUUUGGGAUGCUGAUCGCCCACCUGCAGGAUAAAUUCCCAGACUACCUCACCUCCUGCCCGCCCAUCGGAGACCUGCAGGCCUUCUACAAAGAGUCGAAGAAGCGCUUUGACGAGGAGGAGGACUUUAAGAAGCGAGCGUACAAGUGUGUCGUCAGACUGCAGAGCAAAGAGCCAGAGUUCAUUAAAGCCUGGAACCUCAUCUGUGAUGUUUCCAGGAAAGAGUUUCAGAAGGUUUACAACUGCCUGGACAUUACGCUCAUCGAGAGAGGAGAGUCUUACUACCAGGAAAUGAUGACCAAGGUGGUGAAAGAGUUUGACGAGAGAGGUCUGAGCGAGAUGGACGAGGGUCGUAAGAUCGUCUUUGUCCCGGGUCAGCCCAUCCCCCUCACCAUCGUCAAAUCUGACGGCGGGUACACCUACGACACAUCGGACCUUGCAGCCCUGCGCCAGCGACUCUUCGACGAGAAGGCGGACAUGAUCAUCUACGUCACAGACAGCGGACAGGGCACACACUUCCAGGUGGUGUUUGCUGCGGCUCAGCUGAUUGGCUGGUACGACCCUCAGGUGACCCGGGUGGAGCAUGCAGGCUUUGGAGUGGUGCUGGGGGAGGACAAGAAAAAGUUUAAGACCCGGUCUGGAGACACGGUGAGGCUGAUGGACCUGCUGGACGAGGGACUGAAGAGGUGCAUGGACAAGCUGAUGGAGAAGGAGAGAGACAAGGUGCUGACCCCCGAGGAGCUGACCAAAGCCCAGAGGUCUGUGGCUUUCGGCUGCAUCAAAUACGCCGACCUGUCCCACAACCGCAGCAACGACUACGUCUUCGCCUUCGACAAGAUGCUGGAUGACCGGGGCAACACGGCCGCCUACCUGCUCUACGCCUUCACCCGCAUCAGGUCCAUCGUCCGCCUGGCUAACAUCGACGAGGCGGCGCUGAAGAAGGCCGCGGAGACCACCGAGGUUCUGGUGGAGCACGAGGCGGAGUGGGAGCUGGGGAAGGUCAUCCUCCGUUUCCCAGAGAUCCUGCAGAAGAUCCUGGACAGCCUGAUGCUGCACACGCUCUGCGACUACCUGUACGAGCUCGCCACCACCUUCACCGACUUCUACGACAGCUGCUACUGCGUGGAGAAGGACCGACAGACAGGUAAGGUGGUGAAGGUCAACAUGUCGAGGAUUCUGCUCUGUGAAGCCACGGCGGCCAUCAUGGCCAAAUGCUUCGACAUCCUGGGAAUCAACCCCGUCGCGAGGAUGUGAUGACCCCACCGGCCCUUCAUCUCUCCUUCUGUGGCUUUCUGCAUUCAUCAGAAACCAGAGCCGAAAGAAAGGAGAAGUGAUGACGACCGACAGUAAUCAUUCUCUUUCACACGCCAAACUCACUGGACUUAAAAUAAAUAAAUAUCCACAAAGGUAUUAUAUCCAGGCAGGGAGACAACAAGAAAACCUGUGUUGAUUCCAUCAUGAACAUCUCAUGUGAGGAUCCUGUUUUUUAUUAAAGAAACUGUCAUGAAACCAAAA
Molecule: messenger RNA, 2335 nt
Organism: Notothenia coriiceps (black rockcod)
Lineage: Eukaryota; Metazoa; Chordata; Actinopteri; Perciformes; Nototheniidae
Gene: rars1
Product: arginyl-tRNA synthetase 1
Exons: 15
Coding region: 92-2074 (660 amino acids)
Biological process (GO): arginyl-tRNA aminoacylation
Cellular component (GO): cytoplasm
Molecular function (GO): arginine-tRNA ligase activity; ATP binding
Source: RefSeq, a predicted model, not a curated record